Messenger RNA from Hevea brasiliensis (rubber tree), 1752 nucleotides. Its product is annotated as protein VACUOLELESS GAMETOPHYTES-like. The transcript has a single exon. Lineage: Eukaryota; Viridiplantae; Streptophyta; Magnoliopsida; Malpighiales; Euphorbiaceae. Bases 424 to 1080 code for a protein of 218 amino acids. The record is from RefSeq and is a predicted model, not a curated record.
GAUAUCAGAAUCUGAUCACUGUGCUCGACAUCCCACCAUGAUAUCAGAAUCUGAUGAAGAUCAGAUUCAACAUUAUAGUCAUCGGCAUCCUUUGAAAUUUCUUGCACAGAUGGGAGAUAAUGAAGUUCUGUGACAAAUAUGUGAAAAGCUCUGCUCAGAUACUGUAUAUAAUUGCCGACAGUGCAACUUUUAUCUUCAUAAAUCUUGCAUGGAUAUUUACCUCAAAAGAUUGAAGUCUUCUUUCAUCCAUGCCAACUCGUUUUGCUCACAACCCCUUCUUAUUAUUGUGAUGCUUGUGAAAAGGACUCCUCAGGCUUGACCUUCCGCUGUGGUAAGUGUUAUUUUCAACUGUGUGUUAAAUGUUUUCUGUUGAGUAGUGCAUCAAAAUCUGAAGGAAAGCAAAUUGAACAUUUUAUUCGUGAAAUGGAGAUUCAACAUUUCCUUCACGAGCACACCCUGAAGCUUUAUGAGAAUUCAGAUUUUGACGAUCUCGACUGCUCUGGAUGUGGGAACUCAUUGUCGGGUCAGACCUAUGGCUGUCUUGGUUGUGAAUUUUUUCUCCACAAAUAUUGUGCUAAACUUCCGCAAGAAAUGCAACAUUUUUUUCACCCUUGUACUCUUUUCCUUACAAUUGGAUUUUAUGUGUGUAAUGGUUGUUAUAGCCACCACUCAGGCACUCUUGGCUACCGUUGUAAAAAGUGCGACUUUGAUUUGGACGUUGACUGUGCUCGACAUCCCACCAUGAUAUCAGAAGGCGAUGGAGAUCAGAUUCAACAUUAUAGUCAUCGGCAUCCUUUGAAAUUUCUUGCUACGAUGGGAGAUAAUGAAGCUCUGUGCCAAAUAUGUGGAAAGCUCUGCUCAGAAACUGCAUAUAAUUGCUCACAGUGCAACUUUUAUCUUCACAAAUCUUGCAUGCAUAUGGUACCUCAAAAGACUCGAGUCUUCUUUCAUCCAUGCCAACUCGUUUUGCUCACAAGCUGUUCUUAUUCUUGUGAUGCUUGUCAAAAAAAGACCCAAGGUUUGAUAUUCCGGUGUGGUAAGUGUUAUUUUGAACUGUGUAUUGAAUGUUUUCUCGAGUAGCGGGACAGAAUCUGAAGAAAAGCAAAUUAAACAUUUUAGUCACCGGCAUCCUCUGAUGCUUUGUGAAACAAUGGAAGAGCGUGAAGUUUCUUGUGGAAUUUGUGGAAAGUCAUGCUGGAUAUCUAGUUAUGGUUGUGGAGGAUGUAGCUUUUACCUCCAUAAAUCUUGCAUGGAGACUUUAUAUCAAGAGAUUCAACUCUUUUUUCAUCCAUGUUCCCUCAUUUUGCUCUCAACUCCAUCUUAUAAAUGAGAUACUUGUUGGAGAGACUGUUCAGGCGUGUAUUUCCGCUGCGGCAGUUGCCGUUUCAAACUCUGUAUUAAAUGUUCUAGAAUGUCUAAAAUGAUAAUAGAUGAAGAUGAUGAAUCUGAUGAUGUAGACCGGGUUCAACAUUUUAGUCACCAUCAUCCUUUGAUACUGUUCGAAAUGAGGACAGAAUAUUUUUUUGAAUCUCCUUCUUGUAAAAUAUGUGGAAAGCUCUGCGUAGAUUCUGCCUGCUGCUGUUGGUGUGAUGAUUGCCAACUUUGCUUCCAUAAAUCUUGCAUGGACAUGUUACCUCAAAAGAUUGAUCAACAUUUCUGUCAUUCAUGCCCUCGUUCAUGCUCUCUAAUCUUGCUCACGACCCCAUCCUAUGAGUGUGGUGCAUGCGACAAAAACUGUUCAGGAUUGAGGCA